CCAUCGUCAAAAUCAAACAAUCAUCAUAAUUUUUGUGAUAUUCCAACGCUUCGAUGUCGAAAUCUCUGGUCCAGCCCAUAGGCCAGAAGCGGCUGACGAACGUCGCAAUCGUACGGCUAAAAAAGCACGGGAUCCGCUUCGAGAUCGCAUGUUACAAAAACAAGGUCCUCUCGUGGCGCUCUGGAGUAGAGAAGGAUCUGGAUGAAGUGUUGCAGUCACAGACCGUCUAUUCAAAUGUUUCAAAAGGAGUUCUUGCAAAAUCGAAGGAUUUGAUUAUGGCCUUUGGGACUGAUGAUCAUGCAAAGAUAUGCUUGGAGAUUUUGGAGAAAGGUGAGCUUCAGGUUGCAGGGAAGGAAAGGGAGUCUCAGUUAUCAAGUCAGUUCCGGGAUAUUGCAACAAUAGUCAUGCAGAAGACAAUCAACCCAGAAACUCAACAUCCUUAUACUAUCAGCAUGAUUGAGCGGCUUAUGCAUGAAAUCCAUUUUGCUGUUGAUCCUCAUAACAGCUCAAAGAAACAGGCUUUGGAGGUUAUACGUGAGCUUCAAAAGAAGUUCCCAAUAAAACGCUCGCCAAUGAGACUACGGCUCGUUGUCCCUGAAAAGCAUUCCUCUUCUCUCAUGGAGAAACUUAGCACUUGGAGUGCAAGUGUUGAUUCCAAGGAUGAGUCUGGAAAUCAGCUCUGUGUGGUCUGUCAAAUCGAACCUGGUUUUUUCCGGGAUUGCGAUGCCUUGGUGAGGAAUAUGCAGGGGAGGUUGGAAGUUCUUGCUGUUUCAGUACAUUUUGAGGGGGACACACAUGUCGACCAUUACGAUGAUUAUGAAGAUGUUCCAUUGAGCAUUGCCAAAGAGCCUACUGCCUCUGUGCUCCAAAUCAGUGAAAGGAUGCAGAAGCAAGCCAUCUCUACAAGAAAUGAGAAUGCCAAAGAACAGGUCAAGCAGAAUAGGUGCAACACAUGUGACGCAGAUGUGGGAGAUGUGAAGCAGUACCGGGAGCACUUCAAAAGCGAGUGGCACAAGCAUAACCUGAGGCGCAAGACGAGGCAGCUUCCUCCCCUCACUGCAGAAGAAUGCCUUGCUGAUGUGGAAGUAGGAGAUCUGAAGACCGAUUUGCAGGAUUAUUCGUUUUGAGGUGGUGGAAUUGGCGCUUUGUGAGUGUUCCCAGAAAACUUCUCAUUUGCAACAACAUAUAUGGCAUGGUGCGGCCGGCUGAAGCAGCACCAUGAAUGGAUUGCCAGAUUGACAGGCCAUCUGUGCAUCUCCUACUUGGAAACUGCUGAAUGUCUGCUGAGUUGGAAAAUGGGUUUUGCCUACCAAUACAUUGCUUGCAUUUUGCAGUGGAGCUCAAGCAAUUGUUGUUUCUGUGAAAGGGUCAUUCCCUUGGAUCACAAGAUGUAUACCUUUCUAUACUUUUGUGUAAAAAUAUCAAUGAACUAGUGUUUGGUUAGCUUUCAUCUUCCUUGACUCUAUGAUUGAGGUUUUCUGCUUUCUAAGGAUUUUGGUCAAUGCAAUAUGGAUUUUUUU
Messenger RNA from Magnolia sinica, 1520 nucleotides. RefSeq lists its product as uncharacterized. Gene Ontology annotation, biological process: cytosolic ribosome assembly; ribosome biogenesis. The transcript has 6 exons. The record is from RefSeq and is a predicted model, not a curated record. NCBI's taxonomy places the organism in Eukaryota, Viridiplantae, Streptophyta, Magnoliopsida, Magnoliales, Magnoliaceae. Bases 54 to 1127 code for a protein of 357 amino acids.